Molecule: messenger RNA, 3901 nt
Organism: Cyprinus carpio (common carp)
Lineage: Eukaryota; Metazoa; Chordata; Actinopteri; Cypriniformes; Cyprinidae
Product: zinc finger protein GLIS2-like
Biological process (GO): smoothened signaling pathway; regulation of transcription by RNA polymerase II
Cellular component (GO): nucleus
Molecular function (GO): DNA-binding transcription factor activity, RNA polymerase II-specific; RNA polymerase II cis-regulatory region sequence-specific DNA binding
Source: RefSeq, a predicted model, not a curated record
UAUAAUCCAUGCUUUUAAAAAGUAAAAGAUACACUAGCAUUCCAUACUUUCUUUUUUCUGGCUCUUUCUCACGCCAGACACUGAGAUUGCAGGCUAAAUAAUGGGAUUGCAUCACUGAGUUUUGGAAGGAGGGAGUGAAAAAGAGAAAUAGGAAAGGAAUGAUCACCCACCGCUUUUCAGUGUGAGUCAACAAAAGGAGGAAAAGAGCCAAAAUUUCAGACACUUGCAGAUGUGGAAGAAUGAGAAACCUAUUUUAAAACCUAUAGAAUGUUACCAGGAGGUUUAUAUAUUCAGAAAAGUGUGCAAUAUUUGUGGUGCUUGUACAGUAUGUCUCAGUGCUAGUGUGUUUAUAAAGUCCAGAAAGUAAGGGUGGAGCUCAAGGAAGAAGUUAGACUGAAAACAAACCCCAUGCCAGAAACUGAGAGUGAGGGAGGGACGGAUGGAUGGAGAUGACGGGAAGUGUUCAGCACUCAAACCUUUUGCAGGGAAGAAGAGGAAUGAGGCUGGUGGAUAAAAGCCAUGCUGUCGCUGGACGAGCCCCUGGACUUGAAGAUUCCCUCUGGCCGUGACAGGACGCUCAGAAUGUCCAUCUGUGCCCCGCUGCACUUUUCUCGUACUCGAAUAUCCCGAGCAUUGCACAAGCCCAAAAGCCCUGAUGCAGCUGACAAGGACAUGUCAGAUUCCUCAUCGUCAACGGUGGUAGAUCUGAGUCUGUCUCCAUCUUCCUCUCCUUCACCACCCUCUCCUAUAGAUAGUGGUGCCAGCUGGAGCCCUACAGCACCUCUUCUGGCCUCAGAAUCUGAAAGCACCACAUACCACGAGGACAGCACCUCUCAUUCUCCACAUUUCCAGUUCUUUCUGCCAAUUGGUGCAGAGGGUCCCCUGCGCCUGCCUUCUUCAAUGCUGAUUGGUCAGCACUCCCCUGAGCCCUCGAGUGAUGAACAGCUAGCCUGCCGCUGGCUAAAGUGCCAUCUGCUGUUCGAGAGCCUGCAGGAUCUGGUGGACCAUGUGAAUGACUCGCAUGUGAAACCAGAGAAGAAUUCAGGAUACUGCUGCCACUGGGAGGGCUGUGCACGCAAGGGAAGAGGAUUUAAUGCCAGGUACAAGAUGCUGAUUCACAUCCGCACACACACCAACGAGAAACCACAUCACUGCCCUACCUGCCACAAGAGUUUCUCCCGCCUAGAGAACCUGAAGAUACACACCCGCUCACACACAGGAGAGAAGCCAUACAUCUGUCCUUACGAAGGCUGCAACAAGCGCUACUCAAACUCCAGCGACCGCUUCAAACACACGCGCACGCACUACGUCGACAAACCCUACUGCUGCAAAAUGGUGGGCUGUCUGAAGCGCUACACCGACCCCAGCUCUCUCCGCAAACACAUCAAGGCACACGGCCACGCUGUAGUGCAGAAACGUGCUCCCUCGCCCAGAACCAACAGGUUGGAUGGUGCCUCGUUGAUGGAUGGCCGACAGAUGGAUCGACCUUACCCAGGAGCGGCUCGUUUCAUCCUACCGGGUGCAGCAACAACCUUAUUUGGGGCUCACACCUUUGCUGGGCCCCUUAGCGGUCAUCCCCUGGAUCUGUCCAGGCUCAGUCCACUUUUAGGAGCCAGGCCGGUGCUGUACCCCAACUCUGGUGCUCUUGGGCUUGGGAAGGUGCCUAUCCUGCACCCCUUAUUGUUGCCGCCAUUCGGUCUCGGUGUGGGUCAAACUGAAAGAACAGUUGAAGAAGAAGAAGAUGAUGUUGAUGAUGAAAAUGAAGGCAGGAUGGGAGCAGGACGAGGCCCUCACUCAUGGGUCGUGAUCCCUCCGGGCAUGCUGUUCUUGAAACAGAUGGCGAGUACGUAAAGAGACUCAUGAGCCUUGUUCACACUGCACACCAAUCUGAUUUGGAUUUCAAAUCAGAUUACGGUGUCAUUUUGCGAGAGCUGAAAUCAGAUUGGUUAUGUUAUGUCCCCCCCAAAAAAAAAACUACAUGGAAAAAUUAUUGUUGAGAGUUUAGAUUUUAAUUUUGAAUUGUUCACGAAUUUGGUGUGAAUCUAGUUUGUCUGUUUUCCAUUCACACUACAAAAGCUAAACUGGUUUGAGCCAGGUAUGCCAAAAAAUGCUUCUUUUGAUUCCAAACAAGGCCUUAUGGGCCGUUUACACCAGUAACAAUAACUAUAAUGUUUUAAAUGAAUGAAAUGAUGUGGUUGGAAUCACUUUCAGAAUGAUCCAUUUUUGAUAAAAAAUUGACAGCCAGUCAGAAUUCACCCAACUUUAAAGAGCUUGAGCAUUUAAAGCAACAAGCAAAAAAAAAACUAGUGUUUACUUUCAAUGACAGAAGGUUAUUGUCUGUUUACAUGAACUCUAUUAUAGUUAUUGUUAUAGUUAACUUUACAGUCAUUGUUAAAGGUGUGAAUGAGCCACUCACUUAAGUACUUGCAAUUUACAAGGAAGGAGGUGUUGGCUUUUAAGAGAAUAAUCUGGGAGAGUAUAAUUACAGAAUGUUUAAAUAGGCAAAACAAAGUUAAUUUAAAUAUUGACUUUUCUUCAGGACUUCUUAAUACAGCGACCAAUAUUCAUGCACCAUCUUUGGACAAUAUCAAUCAGUAAUGUAUGUAAUGUGAUGUCAGACAAGAAAUUUAGAGAAGGUGGUGCUUCAUAAUUAAUAGUAUGCCCUUGCUUUGCGUAAUAGUCUCCUGGAGACUAUUGACAGUGACCAAACAGAGAACAGGAUGUGAUAUGAAAAGCAUACAUAUGACACCCCGGCCGUGAGCCGGAUAUGUUCAUUAAUUAUAAUAAUAAUAAUAAUAAAAAUAAAAACCUAAAACACUGCAGUUUUAAAUGCUAUAAGUGAAUUUAGGCAUUACAGGAUUUUAAUGUAAGUAUGAAAAAGCAUAUUCAUCUUGAGAUUACUUUUAAAAGUGCCAUUCAGUUUGUAAAUUGUUGUUACGUUAAAUGAGCUUUAGAAAGCAAAGAUAAAUCUAAAAAAAAAAAUUUAAAAUGAGCAUGCAUAAUUAAAAAUCUUUUCAAAAGGUAUUGAUUUUAUUAAUUAAAAUAUAAAAAUCUCUUAUAACCAAAAUGGUCAGUAUUGUAGUGUCUAUAAAGCGAACUAGUUGUUGAAGCAGAUGUGUGUCUUAUUAGCAAAUUUUGAUACCUGUAUGUUUCUCACAACCAAGAAGUAACCAAUUUGGGACAUAUAGUUACAUACAAAGUUACAUUUUAUUAAUGACUUAGCAAAUUCAGCAAAGAUGUGAACCCUGAUUGCUAUAAGUAAUCAUCAGCUUGUGUUUUCAUUAUUAGCCAUUUAAUGGUGCCGCUUUAUGUUUUGUACGUUACGACGACGAGACAUUGACUGUGUCAAAACUGUGUCAUAUGAUGACAUGAGUCCACUUGGACUCCACUAUUUGUUAUCCAUUAUUUAGUCCUAUGACUAGCGAAUUGGUAAACCUUUAUGCAUGGCUGACCUUUCUCAUUUAAGUGUAAAACCAGAGCCCGGUUUGCAUCGGGAACCGCAUAUCUAAUGUUGUAUAACUCUUAUUUGAUAUCUGCCAUGCAUAAUGGCUAAAUGCUAAGACUAUGGCCUGUCACGGUCAGCUGAUGUAUCGUAAUGAACUAUAUUUGCACAGGAUAUUUUAUUGAAUUUUUACCAAUACCAAGUGCCUUAUAUUUUAAGGUUGUUAUUGACGAAAUAUGAUGUAUGAAAUCCACUUGGAUGUAUAUUGUCAGUUCUUGUAUGUAUAUUUUACCAGAUUUAGUUCAACAGACUUCUAUCAUAAAUGUUUUUAUAAGUUUUCCUGAAGUUGAGCUAAUGCUAAUGUGUCUUACCACAGGACGUCUGUCAACGUGACCGGAAUGAAAUUUAUGAAAAAGAGGACAAUGAUGCAUAAGUCCAAUAAAGAGUGCAAUGACUAAA